This is a messenger RNA of Linum trigynum, 2657 nucleotides long. NCBI's taxonomy places the organism in Eukaryota, Viridiplantae, Streptophyta, Magnoliopsida, Malpighiales, Linaceae. The record is from the annotation of a GenBank genome assembly.
AGCUAACAUUUAGCUGGCCUUGCGCGGAAAUUCAAUUCGUCUGCUUUUCCAUGGCGCUUCUUCAGCUUUGCGGCACAGCGCCACGUCUCCUCCCUUCCCGCCACCGCUUCCCGGUCAGCGGCGUCUUUGACCGUCGGAGCGUCCUUUUAGCUAGAGAGACGAAGUUCGAACUUUCUAACUUGUCUUUGAAGAAUCGAUUUGCUACUGCUCGCUUUGCUCCUUUGAGAUGCGCUUCCGUCAACGGCUAUUCGACGGAGAACGGAGCUGGGAGGAUUGAUGUUGACGGAGCACUAGGAGAGGAGGAUGGAAAUGAGGAUGAGAUGCACCAACGGAUUCGGAAUUUCAUCGAGUUCCUGCCGUCAAUUUUACCCGGGGGGAACUGGUGGAGCUUAUCCGAUGACGUGGACGUGAAACUCGUGGCGGAGCCGGUGACCGUGUGGAAGGCGCUAGGGCGGAUGUGGCAGCUGGUGGCUCAGGAUCGUUGGGUCAUCUUCGCCGCGUUCUCCGCCCUAAUUCUGGCUGCGUUAUCAGAAAUCUCCAUACCACAUUACUUGACGGCGUCGAUUUUCACGGCACAGAGCGCCGACGUUACGACCUUCCACAGGAACGUCCGGCUGCUGGUUCUGCUGUGCGCUACUUCCGGGAUAUGCAGCGGGUUAAGAGGUUGCUGCUUUGGCAUUGCGAAUAUGAUCCUUGUGAAGCGGAUGAGAGAAACUCUUUACUCUUCAGUUCUUCUUCAGGAUAUUUCAUUUUUCGACAAUGAAACAGUUGGUGAUCUGACGAGCAGGCUUGGAUCGGAUUGCCAACAAGUGUCUCGGGUUAUUGGGAAUGAUCUUAACCUAAUCUUGCGAAAUGUUGUGCAGGGUACAGGUGCAUUGACCUACUUGCUGAUCCUGUCUAGGCCGCUUGGUCUGUUUACAGUAUUCAUAUGCUCAGUUUUAGCCGCUGUAAUGACAGUCUAUGGCAUGUAUCAGAAGAAGGCAGCAAAACUAACCCAAGAUUUCACAGCUUCUGCCAAUGACGUGGCUCAAGAGACAUUUUCUUUGAUCAGGACAGUUCGUGUUUAUGGAACUGAAAUGUUAGAACGUGAAAGGUACAAUUUUUGGCUGGACAAAUUGGCUGAUAUCAGUCUCAAACAGAGUGCUGCAUAUGGAUUUUGGAACUUGAGCUUCAACACACUUUAUCACUCUACUCGGGUCAUUGCUGUGUUAUUAGGAGGCAUGUCUAUUCUUGCUGGUCAAAUUACAGCGGAGCAACUCACGAAGUUCAUAUUAUACAGCGAAUGGCUAAUAUUUUCUACUUGGUGGGUGGGAGACAAUUUAUCAUCUCUCAUGCAAUCUGUUGGCGCUAGUGAAAAGGUCUUCAAAAUGAUGGAUCUCUUGCCAAGUGACCAGUUCGCGACAAAAGGAUCACAGCUACAAAAGCUGAGGGGAAGCAUAGAAUUCGAAAACAUAUCUUUCCAUUAUCCUUCUAGAGAGUCAGUGCAGGUACUGCAACAUGUAAACCUUACCGUACAUCCUGGGGAAGUGAUUGCAAUAGUUGGUCUUAGUGGUAGUGGGAAAAGCACUCUGGUGAAUUUGUUACUCCGCCUGUAUGAGCCAACAACUGGUCAGAUUUUGAUUGAUGGCAUUCGCCUUCAAGAACUGGACAUCAGAUGGUUUAGGGAAAGAAUUGGGUAUGUUGGCCAGGAACCCAAACUCUUCCGCAUGGAUCUGAGUUCAAACAUAAGUUACGGAUGUCCAGGAGAUGCAACCCAGGAGGAAAUCGAGCAUGCUGCUAAGGAGGCAUAUGCUCAUGACUUCAUCUCUUCAUUACCUAAUGGCUACAAAACCAUUGUUGAUGAUGAUUUGCUCAGCGGAGGUCAGAAGCAAAGAAUUGCUAUCGCUCGGGCUAUUCUCAGGGACCCUACGAUUUUGAUCCUUGAUGAAGCCACAAGUGCACUGGAUGCCGAGAGUGAGCACAAUGUUAAGGGAGUCAUUCGUUCCCUUAGAAGUGACUCAAUGUCAAGGAGAACUGUCAUAGUGAUCGCGCAUAGGCUCUCAACCAUACAAGCUGCUGAUCGCAUUGUCGUUAUGGGUAAUGGUCAAGUUAUCGAGAUGGGGAGACACAAGGAAUUGCUGCUUAAAGAUGGAUUGUAUGCUCAAUUAACCAGAAGACAAGCCGACGCAGUGGCCUAAUUCUAUGUAGUGCAGAUUACUCCCGUUGGUGCACUGGCAUAGCAAAUUAAGCUGUCUUGAACAAGCCUUCUUUACCUCCUAUGGUCGUACUACUGAGGUAAAAAGAGGCAUUUCCGAAGUAAAUGUAAAAUGUGUUGGAAGUAAGAAGAGCACAAUAUUAGCGGAAGGUAUGUGAGGGAUCCAAAUUGUAUCCUUCACUAGCUUUGAAUCCGGUCAAAGUGAUCUUUUGAAGAUAAUUUAGUUUGUCUUAAACACACAUGAAAUUUUUGUGUAUUAUGAUUUUACAAAACUAAAUGUUGUUAUGGUCAGUAAUUUAGUAGAAUAAGAAAUGUGUCUUGUAAAUUUUGGUAGUGCAUGAGUCAUUUGAUGGUAUAUAAUUUAAUGAUAUUGAUCAAGUGUAGUCAAUGUCGAAUUUGAUCGUGAUCACAUUUUUUGAAUCCUUUUUUCCAGCAUGUAUUAAAAUGAAUAUCAUUGUGUAGA